AUGUUGGUUUGCUUUGUUCUGUUCUUUGCCGCUGAGGUCUCGCUGGCAACUGGUCCUGAUGGAGCCCCGAUGUUCAAACUCGUGGCUCGCAACAUCGCGUCUGUAGCCGGGGGUGCUGCCUGCACGACCAUCCUUCUAAUGCCACUCCGUGACCCUUCACUGUCAUUGUUGGGAAUCAGUGGUGUAGGCCAACCACCAUCGAGUGAUACACGCAGCCCCGAAGACAACCUCAAACUAUGGCAAUUUCUCACCGUAUCAUGGAUGGGACCACUGAUUUCCACUGGGAAACAGAGGCAAUUGAAUGAACAAGAUGUUUGGCUACUGGGAUUCGAAUUCCAGCACCGCCGACUCCAUGAGAAAUUCCGGCAGAUUCUAGGGUCUGUCCUAGGUCGGUUAUUAAAAGCCAAUGGCAUUGAUGUCCUCAUUAUCUCUACUAUUGCGAUUGUGCAGAUGUUUUGCGUGCUAUUGCAGCAACUCUUGCAAUCCAUGAGCGACCCGUCCAAGUCAAAGCGUGUACCUCUAACUUAUGCUCUUUUGUCCUUCAUACUGCGACUAGUUGCAGCCCAAUCCCAGGUGCUGAGUCUGUGGUAUGGCCGACGCUGCUAUGAGAGGUCUAGAGGUGAAAUGGUCAUGAUGGUCUACGAAAAAGCGCUCUCGAGAAAGAACAUUUUUGGAUUACGCAUUGAGGACAAGACCGAAGCAUCCAGCGGAGAGGCAGAUGGAAUAUCCAGCAACGAUGCCACACUUCCGGAGACCGAGGCCCUUCCUGCGAAGCCCGAACGAAGCCUGUGGAGUCGCCUCUUUCGCGGCAAUGAAAAAGCCCCAGAGCAAAAUGCAAAGGAGGCUGCAUCUCUGGGCAAGAUAUUCAAUUUACUUCGAGGAGAUGUUUAUGAAGUGGCUCAGCGCUUCUGGGAAGUCGACUCUCUCAUCGACAAGCCCUUGGGACUGACCAUCGCUAUUUCUCUUGUCUGGACCCUGUUCGGUCCUUCAUGCUUCCUGGGGAUCCUCGCUGUCUUGACAGCACAGGCAGUCAACGUCGUGAUUACUCGAGUCCUCCUCCGAUGGGAGCGGGUCAGACGAGCGGCAACAGAUGCCAGGUUGCAGAUCACCUCGCAGUUUGUGGAAGCAAUUCGUCACCUCCGGUGGUAUGGCUGGCAGGGCCAUUGGCUUCGGCAGGUCAUGGAGGCCCGGCAGCACGAGUUGAAUCUUCGGGUUAUAACAAGCCUAUGGAGCAUUCUCAUCCGCUCUAUCAACGCCUUUGCCAGCGGUGUCUUUCCUGUGGUCGCCCUCUAUGCUUCCACAAUUCUGGCUGGGCAUGAGUUGCGUAUUGACAUUAUAUUCCCUGCGCUGCAGCUUUUUAUCAUGCUGGAGACACGUCUGCGUGAAAUUCCAAACUUGAUAACCUCCCUAAUCAAUGCCUUCAUUGCUCUUGGGCGUAUCGAGGAUUUCAUGGCAGAGCCAGACAAGGAAAAUCUGCCUUUCGAGGUUUCGGGCGACAGCUCCCAGCCGAAACUAGAAUCUUGUUCAUUUGCCUGGCCGGGAAAAACGUCACCGGUGUUGAUUGACCUCAACGUGAUUAUCCCAAAAGGGCUGACAGUUGUGAGUGGAAAAGUAGGAGCUGGCAAGACCGCCUUUCUACAGGCACUCCUGGGAGAGCUGGAUCGACUCGAAGGUUCUUCGCAUCUUCCAAACGAAAUGGUGGGCUACUGUGCCCAGACGCCCUGGUUGCAAAGUAUGAGCAUUCGCGAUAACAUUCUCUUCUCUGCGCCUUACGACGAGCAACGCUAUAAGCGGACGCUGGAAGCCUGUGCGCUUCUCCCGGAUCUCACCCAGUUCAAGCAUGGCGACUUAUCUUUUGUGGGCGAAAACGGUAUUGGUCUCUCGGGAGGCCAGAAGGCUCGUGUGGCUCUCGCACGAGCAGUGUAUAGUGCUUCUCGAAUCUUGCUUCUGGAUGACCCCCUGUCAGCACUGGACCACAACACUGCCGAAUUCGUGGUUCGAAAGUGCUUUUCAGGGUCUUUGAUGGAGGGACGCACAAUUGUUCUCGUCACGCAUCGCACCUCAUUGGUUCGUCACCUUGCAGACCAGGUUGUUGAAAUCAUUGAAGGACGCGCUACCAUCCAUACAAAACGCCUUUUCUCUGGUAUCACCCGACAUGGCGGUAGCGAAUCAUCGUUGCCAUUGAGCGAUACCGAGAGCGAGAUGGAAGAUACCAACCUCGAAGAAGAAGCAGCCGCAAUUCCAGACAAAUUCAUUGAGGAAGAGCAUCGAGCGGAAUGGGGUGUCAAGGCUUGGGUGUACUGGAACUACAUUCGAGCUGGCAAAUAUCGAUGGUGGUUGGCUCUUGUCGUGGUCUUGACCCUGUACCGGCUUAUAGCAAUCGGGCAAUCUUGGUUUCUCAAAGGAUGGGGAGAGGCCUAUGACCAGACUGCAAUGACCUUCAGCAGCCUGUGGAAUCCGCACACAAAGCUAUCUCAAGGCACCAGGCUGGCCUCUUUGUCAAGUAUGGGCACAUCCUUUGCGCCUCGCAAUCCGAUGGACCAACUGCCGUCCCCACGCGACGACGUCCGUCCCUGGCUAUGGAUGUUCUUCGGCAUAAUUUGCCUCCAAGCAGCCACACAAGUUAUUGGUCAGUUGCUGAUGCUGGUCAUCGUGUACUGUGCCGGGCAGACAAUGUUUCGCCAGGUGAUGGUUCGGGUCAGCCACGCGACAUUCCGGUUUUUCGACGUCACCCCAGUAGGCCGAUUGAUGAACCGUCUGACGUCGGAUAUUGGGGUGGUUGAUGGGAACAUCAGCGAACAAUUCCUGGUGAUUACGUUCCAGGCCAUUACCUGGAUCUCUUCAGUCUUGGUCAUUGCUACUGCGACCCCAGUCUUUCUGAUUUUCUCUCUAGUCCUCACCGUGGCUUUUGUAUUGAUCUUCCUGCAGUUUCUGCCGGCGUCUCAGAGUCUGCGCCGGCUGGAGAUGGUGUCUUUGAGCCCGUUGCUGUCAAACUUUGGAGAGCUGCUGCACGGUUUGACCACUGUGCGUGCUUUUCGCGCCGAAACGCGGUUCCAGGAUCGGGUGAUUUCGGUGGUGGACAAAUUCCAGGGCAUGGACCAUUUCUACUGGUCCCUCCAGAGCUGGCUUGUCUAUCGAUUCGAAAGCCUAUCCGCUCUCUCGACCUUCUGCCUGACCGCGCUAGCUUUGUACACAAACACAACCCCCGGGCUCGUGGCGUUCGUGCUGAUAGCAGCCAACAACUUCGUCGUGUCUACGCAUGGGCUCUGCAAGCAGUAUGGCCAACUACAGAUGGAUUUUGUGUCCGUGGAGCGAGUCGAUGAGCUCCUUCACAUUGAAGAAGAGACACCCGGAACCAUCGCCCCUCCGGCUGCAUGGCCGACCUACGGGCGUGAUAUCACAUUCGAGAACGUCACUCUCCGCUACGCACCUCAUCUAGAGCCCUCAUUGAUCAACAUCUCCCUCCGCAUCCCUGGCGGCUCCACCACCGCGAUCAUCGGGCGCACGGGAAGCGGCAAGUCAACACUAGCAGUGUCGCUGCUCAGCGUCGUCAGACCGGAAUCCGGCCGGAUCCUCGUCGAUGACAUCAAUAUUGCCGACGUCAACACACAGGCACUGCGCACGCGCGUUACUUUUGUCGCCCAGGACCCGGUCCUAUUCCCUGGUAGUAUUCGUCUCAACCUCGACCCCACCGAGGACUACUCCGAUGCGCAAUGCACCGAUGUCCUGGAGCGACUCUGCAGUCGCCAUGGCUGGAAUCUCGAGACACAUAUUGAGGCCGGUGGAAAAAAUUUCAGCCAGGGUCAGCGUCAGCUCAUUGCCUUAACGCGCGCGGUCUUGCGCCGCAGUCCGAUUGUCAUUCUUGAUGAGGCGACUGCAUCGGUGGACCACGAGACGUCCCUCGAGAUCCAGCAGAUCAUCCGGGAGGAGCUGCAGCUCUCGACCGUUAUCACCAUUGCGCACCGCAUCGAGGCUGUCAAGGACGCGGAUUACUUUGUGGUCUUGGACCAGGGCCGGGUAGCCCGCCAAGGACCGGUGCGAGACCUGUAA
Molecule: messenger RNA, 4050 nt
Organism: Penicillium alfredii
Lineage: Eukaryota; Fungi; Ascomycota; Eurotiomycetes; Eurotiales; Aspergillaceae
Exons: 2
Coding region: 1-4050 (1349 amino acids)
Biological process (GO): transmembrane transport
Cellular component (GO): membrane; fungal-type vacuole
Molecular function (GO): ATP hydrolysis activity; ABC-type peptide transporter activity; ATP binding
Source: RefSeq, a predicted model, not a curated record